GAGAGGAUUAGUCGGGGAAAUUAAACAACAACAACGGUGCCAUAAGGAAAAUGCCUACUCUUUCUGUUGCUAAAGAUUUCUUAUUUAGCCUUAUUGGCAAGACUUACACCGAUGAGCAAUUCGAAGAUAUUUGCUUUCAGUUCGGCGUCGAGCUUGAUGACAUCACCACCGAAAAGGAAAUGCAUCUUCGUGAGCACUGCAAAUUGCCGAGCGCCGCGGGUGGCGAAAUAGAGCUUUCCGAAGACAUUAUUUACAAAAUCGAUACGCCUGCUAAUCGAUAUGAUUUGCUCAGCGCGGAAGGGAUGUCUACGGCUCUAAGAGUGUUUCUUGGGUUCAUGCCAACUCCCCGCUAUCAAGUCCUUAAUUGUAGGAAUCCACUUUAUCAUAUGACGGUCGAAAAGAGCAUUAAACACGUUCGGGAUUAUGUCGUCUGCGCAGUGCUAAAAAAUAUCCACUUUAAUGAGCAAAGUUAUGCCGGUUUUAUAGAUUUUCAGGAGAAACUCCAUCAAGGUUUGGCAAGACGCCGGACCUUGGCCUCAGUCGGGACGCAUGAUUUGGAUAAAAUCCCGACGAACCGGUUUCUUUAUUCUGCGCGCACGCGAAAGGAUAUUCGUUUCAUACCACUUCGCCAAACGAAAGAGCUGGAUUGCACAGGGGAUGGAUUGAUAAAUUAUUACGCAGAGGAUCGCCAUAUCCGAAAGUACGUUCCCCUCAUCUCGGAGAUGCCCAAAUAUCCUGUUAUUAUGGAUGGAGAGGGCAAACGCGUGUUAUCGCUGCCGCCGGUGAUUAAUUCUGACUUUUCGCACAUGACGGCGAAUACGAAAAAUGUCUUUAUUGAGUGCACCGCGCCUGAUCAUUACAAAGCUCAGGUAUUGGUCAAUCAACUGGUUUGCGCGUUUUCGAUCUAUUGUGAGAAAAGUUUCACAAUUGAGGCAGUGGCAGUGGAUUAUGAGGACGAGGCUCCUGAUGGAACGAAACGUGAAAUUUGCCCAGUCCUUGAAACCACGAAACUCACUGUGGAUAUCGACAAACUGAACAAAAUUAUUGGCAUUAACAUGAAAUCCUCCGAUGAGUGUGCGGUUCACCUUCGGAAGAUGAUGUACGACGUCAAAAAAAAAGAUGAAAAGACCCUGGAGGUAGAGACCUCCCCUGUUCGCACCGAUGUCUUAGGCGUAUCGGAUGUUUUAGAAGAUGUGGCGAUUGCCUACGGCUAUGACAAUAUCACCUAUCAAGAAUGCUAUACAAACGGUGAUGUUUCGCAGACCGCCGUGAGCAAGUUUGGGCAUCUUCUUCGCGUUGAAAUGGCAAAUGCGGGGUAUUUGGAGCUUCUGACCUUUUCUUUGUGUUCUCGGGAUGAGUCUUUUGCCUAUUUAAACCGCCAAGACGACGAAAUCGCCGUGCAGAUCGCCAACCCGCAGACGGUGGAAUUUCAGGUCUGCCGCCCCUCUCUCCUACCAGGUCUUCUCAAAACAAUGGGAUCGAAUAAAUCGCAGCCGCUUCCACAGCGGUAUUUCGAAUGCGCGGAUGUGGUUUUACUCGACAACGCGAAGAACUUUCCGCCCGUGUUGGAAACGGGGGAUAACUACCCCAGUCCGGGCGCGCGGAACCAACGACAUCUUGCCGCCAUCCACUGCGCGAGCUCCGGGAGCAGCUUUGAGAAUAUUCAUUCGCUCACCGAGCACGUUUUUGUGAAGCUUGGGAUCCCUAAAAAAGGAAAUGAGGUGGAAGGUUGGGAAGGGGAUGUGUACAGCCUUGAAAAGGGUGAGGAUGGGGCCUUUUUCCCUGGUCGCUGCAUGGAUAUCUUCCUCCAUCGCCGUGGCGAAAAGGUGAAGAUCGGUGGCCUCGGCGUCAUUCACCCUAACACUCUGAAGGCUUAUGACAUCAUCGUCCCGUGCUCGUAUGUGGAGAUUAAUAUUCAGUUUCUCUGCACGAAUUUAUAA
Phytomonas sp. Hart1 is the source of this 1940-nucleotide messenger RNA. Lineage: Eukaryota; Euglenozoa; Kinetoplastea; Trypanosomatida; Trypanosomatidae. The record is from the annotation of a GenBank genome assembly.